Molecule: messenger RNA, 1062 nt
Organism: Triticum aestivum (bread wheat)
Lineage: Eukaryota; Viridiplantae; Streptophyta; Magnoliopsida; Poales; Poaceae
Product: protein transport protein Sec61 subunit alpha-like
Exons: 5
Coding region: 1-1062 (353 amino acids)
Biological process (GO): protein transport
Cellular component (GO): membrane
Source: RefSeq, a predicted model, not a curated record
AUGGCCUUGGGCGUGUUCCCGCUCCUCGUGUCCGAGGCGGCCUCUCACCUCCUCCUGGGGUUAAGGGUCGUUAACCCCAUCCCUGAAAAUCGCCUUCUCCUGAACGGGCUGCAGAAGGUGCCGGGGGUACUGAUCUCCGCUGCCGUGCCAGUCGGCCACGUGCUAUCCGCGAGGCACUGGAGCGCGGGGGCCUCGAUCCUCAUCUGGCUUCAGGUUUUCGUUGGAAGCGCCAUCGUCAUUUAUCUUGACGAGGCCCUCAGAAAGGGCUACGGCCUCCUUUCUGGCAUUCCAUUGUGCACCGCCGCCAAUGUUUGUGCAACUCUUCUCUGGAGGGCCUUCAGGGAUGGCAAACAUGGAGACGUUGCGGCGACGUUUGGCUUCUUUCUGCUUGUCUGCAGGUUACAAGGUUUGCAUGCUGCGUUGCCACUGACAAGGCCACGGCGAUCGCCAGACGAUGAGGCUGCUGCUAGGUUUCAGGCCAACUACAGCAUUGACAUAUCCUACCUCUCAUAUGCUCCCAUCCUCGUCCAAGCCAUGCUCCUUUCAUGCACCUAUGUAUUCUCAGAGCAAUUAUACAUGAAAUUUGGCGGGGACAAGCUGGUCAAUCUGCUCGGCAAGUGGGAACGAUCUAAAAGUUUUGGAGGGUUUGUCCCAGUAAGCGGGAUCGCCUGCUACCUAACCACACCACCAACCUUGGCUGAUGUAGCAAGAGACCCGGUACACACAUGCCUCUAUGCCGCCUUGCUGCUGGGCGGCUGCGCUUAUGUGUCGACGGCCUGGUUCGUGCUGCGCCGGUACUCAAAGAGAUAUGUGGCCCGGCUGGUUGGGGACGGAGUGAGCGUGACGCCUGCGCAGGCGGACUCGAUUUCCGUCAGCCGGUGGAACGGCCGUGUCGCCAUGGUGGCCUUCGCCGUUGGACUCUGUGUCGGCGCUCUGACCCCCCUGGCGGGCUUCAUGCGCGUCACCGGUUCCGGCACCGGAACCAUGUUCGCCGUCACCGGCGUAUACUCUUCCUGCUUCCACGCCAGAGCUUCUUCUGGGACCGGCGCGUUUGGACUCUGA